Molecule: messenger RNA, 1520 nt
Organism: Kockovaella imperatae
Lineage: Eukaryota; Fungi; Basidiomycota; Tremellomycetes; Tremellales; Cuniculitremaceae
Product: mitochondrial carrier domain-containing protein
Exons: 5
Coding region: 292-1497 (401 amino acids)
Source: RefSeq, a predicted model, not a curated record
AUUCUUGAUCGUCACCAUGUGCUUUGCGAGAGCAAGGGCGUCGUACGGCGGCUCCGUACCAGACACUCUGUAGGGUGAGGUUUCUAUUGCGGCUGCUCAACGGCGACCUCCGCGAAGAUCCACCCCUCUCUGGCUUCAUUGAUGGAGAAUGGAAAGACAGAGAAAAGCUAAUGGCAUUACAACACUCAAUCCUAAUCUCUCUCCGGCUGUCAUUAUUAACCGGUCCAUCUCAUCGUCAAUGCAUGAUGAUGUGCCGCAGAGAUACAAUCUCCUUGUCGAUGUAAUCUCAUCAUGAGCUCGUCUCGUCCACCACUGACACCGAUAGGUUCAGCUCUAGCAGGGGCACUUGGAGCAGUGGUGUCUAAUGCCGUCGUCUAUCCCCUCGACACGGUCAAAACUCGACUACAAGCUCUUCCUGAUGGUCCAUCCUUGCCGAGUCAUGCCACUGUCCCCGUUCCGCGACCAGCCAAGGGAGUACUUGGGCGAGAUGUCAUACGGAUUCCUGAACGACUGUGGGCCCGGAUUAAGAAAUUGAAGAUGUUAGCCAUGUUGAUCAAGAUCGUCAAGACGGAGGGUCUAGGCGGGACUUUCAAAGGCUUCACAGCUAACAUGCUUAACACCUUCUCUCAGCAAUUUGCAUACUUUUUCUUUCAUACAUGGAUCAGAAAAGCGGCCAUGGCCCGGCUGUACAAUCCUCACUCCCUUUCAACAUCUUCCGAGCUGUUGCUUGGCGCAGCGGCAGGCGCCUUGGCUCAGAUCUUUACCAUACCCGUCAGUGUAGUCGCCACAAGGCAACAACUGUGGACCCCAUCCGAUCAAGAUAGAUCCGCAGGUGUAUACGGUUUGAGCCUGUUGGAGACUGCAAAGGAGAUUGUGGAGGAAUCGGGUCCGUCGGGCUUAUGGACAGGAUUGAAACCUGGUUUGGUGCUCACUGUGAACCCUGCAAUCACAUAUGGAGCGUUUGAAAGGAUAAAGUCGUAUGUCUUGUCGUCGAGAGAGGGAGGCGGUGGUGCUGGGUUGAGUAUGAUGGAGAAUUUCUUCAUUGGAGUGACCAGUAAAGCUAUCGCGACAAUCGUGACAUACCCCUACAUCUUCGCCAAAGUUAGACUCCAGGCCAAGGCGGGUGACAAUGGUCCCGUACCAGAGCUCGCAGCUUUGGAAGCCUCCGUCGAAAAGGGAGUCUCUUACGCCGAUGCGGCAGCUCAAGAGCCCGCCAGUUCCGCGCCGGUCGUGGCCGGUCCUGAAAAAGGCGUCGACCCCAAGCGUCACCCACGACCGAAACACAAGCACGCUGGGGCGAUAACUCUACUCAGAGCGGUGUACGCGGAAAAGGGCUUCGGCGGAUGGUAUCAAGGUAUUGCAGCUCAGCUCAUCAAAGCUGUCUUGUGUCAGGGUAUACUUUUCGUCAGCAAGGAUCAAUUCGAGCGCUGGACCUGGCUCAUCCUAAUUACCUUGGCUCGACUUCGAGCGAGAAUUCCACUUGUAGCCAAGACAUAGAGAGCACAUGGUCCAUGCGAUGA